This is a messenger RNA of Paramecium primaurelia, 4487 nucleotides long. The record is from the annotation of a GenBank genome assembly. Lineage: Eukaryota; Ciliophora; Oligohymenophorea; Peniculida; Parameciidae.
AUGGAUUAACAAUUAUCUGGUGUAUUGAUAUCAAGAGACAAAUGGAAAGCUGAGAGUAAGGUGACAAAAUGUGAACAUUGUGAUAGAUAAUUUUAUUAUUUGUUUAGAACUAAACAUCAUUGUAGAAAAUGUGGAUUAGUAUUUUGUUCAGAGUAAGAGAAUAUAUAUUAUAUAAUAGUUGUAGUAGUAAUUUUAUAGAUGGUAUACAUUUUGUAUAGAAUACAGAGAAGAAAGUAAGAUUGUGUGGUGUAUGUUAUGAUUAAGUAUUAAAAUUGUUGAAAGCAUAAGGAUAUAAAUUAGAAAAUACCUUUGAAACCAGAGUAGUCAGUGUAUCAAUUGAUAAGGGAUAAUUGAAUUUAUCAAGAAGAGAAUCCAUACAUAAAUAGGAUGAUCAAUCAUAUACUAUAUCUAGAUCAUAAACAACUUAAGUAACUGAAGAAUAGGAAGAUAAUAUGAAUAAUGAUUAAGAAUUUAAUCCUGAAAUUGUUUAGGUGAGUAUACAAAGUUAUUUUCCACCUGAAGAAUAGAAUAAAAAUAAGGAAUCAGAAUUAUUGAAAUCAUAAUUAUCAUUAUUAAAGGAAAAAUGUUAUUAAUAAAUGGAAAAUAUAUGUGAUCAUAGUUUAAAGAUAUUUAUAUAACCUUAACGAAAUCAUGAUAAUCAUUUUGAUAGUCUAAAAAUAACUACUUUUGAAUUUGUUAAAAGAGCUGUAGAAGAUAUUUAAUUUUCAUCUCUUAAUUCUGAUCCUCUAGAUAUUACUUGUUAUGUAAAAACUAAAUUAUUGCCAUACAAAGAUUAUUCAUUAACUUGUUACUUUCCAGGCAUUGUUAUUAGAAAGAACAUAGCACUGAAAAGAAUGUAAACUGAACUUUAUAAACCUCGUAUAUUGAUUAUACAUGGUAAUCUGGAUUUCAUUGAAGAAACUUAAUAAUUUGAUGAUUUUAUAUUGAAAGAAAAAAGAGUACUUUAAGAUUAUAUAGAAAAAAUUAAAGAAAAUUUUAAACCUACAAUUAUAAUUGUUGAGAAAUCUGUUAGUAAAGUAGCAUUAGAUAUAUGUUGUAAAUUCAAUAUUACAGUUGUUUAAAAUGUGAAAAUACAUUAAUUAAGAAAAAUAGCUAAAUGUACAGGUUCUAAAUUUGUACGUCUAGAUAAAUUAGAUGGUUAUAUAUAAAAAGAAACAUAAGUAACUGGAAAUUGUGAAAAGAUAUUCUUUCGUAAUUUUCCAAGACCAAAUCCUGAUAAAUAAGAUGUAGCUGGAAAAGAUAAUACAUUAAUGUUCAUUGAAACAAAAGAUGGUAAAAAUGGAGUAACAAUUAUGUUAUCUGGACCAUAAGAAGAUUUAUUAUAGAAAUUGAAAUAAUGUAUUGUUGGUUGCAUGAGAUUAGGUAAACAUUUUGAUGUGGAAAGAUAUAUAAUACUUUGUGAAUAGAAAUUAAGAUAAAAUAAAUAAUUCAAUUUUUGUGUUGGUGAUUUUACAAAGUUUUUAUUUGAAAAAGUUAAUCUAAAAGAAGUUAUAAAACCAGAUCUAGCUUAUGUAAAAAUUAAUUAUGCUAGAGCAGACAUUCAUAAUUUUAAUGAUAUUAAAGAUAUGAAUGCUCUAUUGGCUUAUCAAAAAGAAUUUCCACCUUAAAAUGAUAAGGUGGUUGAUUUUUUUGCUGAUAUGUGUAAUAUGCCAACUGAAAAACCUAAAGCUUAUUAUCAUUCAAAUGAUGAUAUGUCUAUGGGUGCAUUUAUAAUAUUAAAAGUUGCUAAUUUAUAAUUCAGAUGUGAAUAUUGUAAAUUACCAAGAAAUAGUCAUGUUUCUAUAUAUUAUAAUGCUGGUAGAUAUGUAAAAUUUAGUGUAGAUGGAUAAAUGAAUUAAAUAAAAUAAAUAGUAUUGUAAAAAGAAGAAUCAUAAAUUUAAUAAAAUGAUGAGAAUGGUACAUUUUUAUUAAAAGAUUUACCAAGUAUAAUUAAAUAGAAUCAUUCAAAUGAAAAAAUAUAAAUAGAAACUUAUUUUGAAUGUAAUUUAUGUAUGUAAUAAUUAUCUGAUAGAGUAAUUUUAAGUUAGAAAUAUUUGGAAUAUUCAUUUUUAAGAUUCUUACAAUAAUUAUUUCUUACUUAAAAUAUUAAUACAAAUCAUUAUUAAAAUUCAACAUAAUGUAAUCAUUCUCAAGUUUAAAGAGUCUAUACAUAUUAUGGAUAUUAAAUGAAAGUGAUGGUAGGUGAAUUUGAUGUUUAUUAAACUACUUUAUUGAAUUUCUCUGAUAAUUCAUUAAAUGAUUAUUUAAAGAUUUGGGAAUAAAAUUAUAUCAGAUAAUUAAAAGAUGAAUUAAUGAAUAAAUUAAAUACAUUUGGAAUUACAUUGAUUAAUUUAAUACCUAAAUCAUUAGCAAAAGGAGAAAUUGAUUUAUUAAUAAAAUCAAUUAAAUAAUUAAAAGAGGAAUGUGAGAAAAUAUUGGCUGAAACAUAAUAUAUAUCAAUCUUUUAAGUACUUAAAUAAUCUUAAGAUUUUGGACUUUAAUAUAAGAAUAUUAUGUAAAGUAUAUAAGAACAUAAGAAGAAGAAAGAAUUGAAUUCUGAUUUGAGAAAUAUCAUAUAGAAUGCUGCAGUUAAUUUAAAGAAUUAAGAUUCAAUAUUAGUAACUAAUAAUAAUUAGAUUAAAACAACCUAUGAAUUAGAGAAGGUUGAUUCUGGUAAUAAUUUAAAUGAAGCCAAAUAGUAUCAUUCAAAUUAAGAAUUAGAAGAUCAUUAUUAAAUUUCAGGAUAAAAACAUUCUUUAUAAGAAAUUGAAGAAUAAUAUCAUAGAGAAAGUUCUGGAAAGGUUGAUUUAAGUGAUUUAAUUAUACCACCUUUAUAUUCACCUGAAUUAGAUACUUAAUAGUCUCCUUUAUUUGUUAGAAAUCAUAGAAGAAUUGGAUCUGAAAUUCAUAAUAAUUAAGUUAUUUUAAAUUUAAUUGAUGCAAAUUAAACAUUACAAUAAUCCAUUCAUAAAACACAUCAUGAUUCUAAUAAAGAUCUUGAUAAUAUGAAUAUUAAUUAAACUAAUAAUAAUAUUAUUCCUACUAUUGAAAUCAAUAAUUUUUAAAAAGAAUGGAAUAUUAGUUCAUUUCUUGCAGAAUAAUAAAAAUUAAUUAAGUCUCAAAUGAUUUAUGUAUAGAUGUUAUUUUAUUGUUAUAGGAAUUUGUUCCAAUCUAUGAAAAUUAACCAUUAUCUUAUUUAUCAUUCACACUUAAUCAUCCAAAAUAUAUCAAUGAAAUUUAUCAAAAAGAAAGUAAUUACUAUCAUUAUAAACUUAAGAUUUUGGAAUGAUUGAGUCUAUACAAAAAUCAUCCGAGUAGGCUAAACUAUUCUUUUAAUCAUUAUUAUCACCAAAAGAAUAGAAAUAAGAGGUUGAAAAUAUUAGAUAUAUGAGUGUAGAUUUAGGUAAUAAUAAUAAUAAUUUAAAUCAAUAAUAAUUAUAUUAGAAAUAAGAUAAUAGAGAUAUAUUUAUAUUGAAAAUAAAUUAUGAUGUAGAAAAAAAGAAUGAUAGAUCAAAUACUAUAAUUUUAUAAUAAUAAUAAUAAUAAUAAUAUCAAAAUAAUUUAUCUACUUAAUUUGAUGAUGCUUAAUAAGAUAAAUCAUUACCAUUAAAUAAUUAAUAAUAAUUUAUUCCUACAACUCAAGUUCGUAAAACAAAGUGGAUUGAAGUUCUUAUUUAUUUUCCUACUUAAUUUGAAGCACUUAGAUUAUUAGCAGGAAUUACUCUAUCAUCAUUUAUUAAAUCUAUAUCUUCUACUAAUAUAUGGAGUGCAUCUGGAGGUAAAUCUCAAUCUAAAUUCUAUAAAUCAAAUGAUGAAUUAUUUGUAUUCAAAAAAUUAGAAUAAGACAAAGAAUUUAUGAUGUUUAAACAAUUUGCUUUAGAUUAUUUUAAACAUAUGUACAGACAUUUUUAUGAAUCUAAACCUUCUCUAUUAAGUAAAAUCUUUGGAAUGUUUGAAAUUAGAGAUAGAGGAUAAACAGAAUACUUUUUAGUUAUGGAAAAUUUAUAUUUUGGAAUGGGAGAUCCAUCUAAUCUUUUAGUAUAUGAUCUCAAAGGAAGUGAAACAAAUAGAUUAGAAAAGAAAAAGAAAGGAGUUCUUUUAGAUACUAAUUUCAGAAUUGAUAGAAAUUCAGAACCUAUUCCUAUUCUCAAAGAGAAUUAUAGAUAUAAUGAUAGAGCAUUUUAAGUAUUUAUUUCAAUUUUAUUUAUAGAUUGAUUGUAAAUUUCUCAAUAAAUAAAAUGUUAUUGAUUAUUCAUUAUUAUUAAUAAUAGACUAAAAGUAAAAGAAAUUAAGAAUGGGUAUCAUAGAUUAUUUAAGAUUUUAUACAUGGGAUAAGGAAACUGAACAUUAUUUAAAAUAUUUAUUAAAAGGAGGAAUGGUAUGAUAUUAAUUUUAUUCCUAAUAUAUAGGUACCAACAAUUGUUAAUCCAGGAGAUUAUAAAAAAAGGUUCAUUAAUGCAAUAUAAAAAUAUUUUAUACCAGUGUGA